Molecule: messenger RNA, 2497 nt
Organism: Piliocolobus tephrosceles (Ugandan red Colobus)
Lineage: Eukaryota; Metazoa; Chordata; Mammalia; Primates; Cercopithecidae
Gene: SLC5A11
Product: solute carrier family 5 member 11
Exons: 18
Coding region: 412-2400 (662 amino acids)
Biological process (GO): transmembrane transport
Cellular component (GO): plasma membrane
Molecular function (GO): D-glucose:sodium symporter activity
Source: RefSeq, a predicted model, not a curated record
GUCCCAAGCCUGCCUGUCCCCAGCAUGGAGGCGGGACAGUGGAAGAGUGGCUGAGGCUGGAGUUUGGAGUUUGACCCGCUUGGAGGCUCUCUCAGCAGCAGGCAUAUAGGAGGAAGGUCACUGCUGUCUCUGGAAGCUCUUGGCUGCAAAGGGAGAGGAUCCCGGGUGUCUCCCUCCUUACAGCCAUCGCCACCUCCUAGUGCCUUAGAAGCCACUGACAGCCCCCAGGGCAGGUGAGCCCUGCAUCUGAAAUAAGGAUCCUGAGGUCUCGUUCAGGACCAUGGAGAGUGGCACCAGCAGCCCUCAGCCUCCACAGUCAGAUCUCCUGGAUAUGUUUCCCCAGAAGGGCUUGGAGCCUGGGGACAUCGCGGUGCUGGUUCUGUACUUCCUCUUUGUCCUGGCUGUUGGACUAUGGACACAGAGAAGGUACUAUCUAUAAGGAACAGGCCCUCACCAGACACCAAACCUCUCGGUGCCUUGAUCUUGGACUUCCCAGUCUCUAGAAUUUCCACAGUGAAGACCAAAAGAGACACAGUGAAAGGUUACUUCCUGGCUGGAGGAGACAUGGUGUGGUGGCCAGUGGGUGCAUCCUUGUUUGCCAGCAAUGUUGGAAGUGGACAUUUCAUUGGCCUGGCAGGGUCAGGUGCUGCUACGGGCCUUUCUGUAUCAGCUUAUGAGCUUAAUGGCUUGUUUUCUGUGCUGAUGUUGGCGUGGAUCUUCCUCCCCAUCUACAUUGCUGGUCAGGUCACCACGAUGCCAGAAUACCUACGGAAGCGCUUCGGUGGUAUCAGAAUUCCCGUCAUCCUGGCCGUACUCUACCUAUUUAUCUACAUCUUCACCAAGAUCUCGGUAGACAUGUAUGCAGGUGCCAUCUUCAUCCAGCAGUCUUUGCACCUGGAUCUGUACCUGGCCAUAGUUGGGCUGCUGGCCAUCACCGCUGUAUACACGGUUGCUGGUGGCCUGGCUGCUGUGAUCUACACGGAUGCGCUGCAGACACUGAUCAUGCUUAUAGGAGCGCUCACCUUGAUGGGCUACAGUUUUGCUGCAGUUGGUGGGAUGGAAGGCCUGAAGGAGAAGUACUUCUUGGCCCUGGCCAGCAACCGGAGUGAGAACAGCAGCUGCGGGCUGCCCCGGGAAGAUGCCUUCCAUAUUUUCCGAGAUCCACUGACAUCUGAUCUCCCGUGGCCAGGGGUCCUGUUUGGAAUGUCCAUCCCAUCCCUCUGGUACUGGUGCACGGAUCAGGUGAUUGUCCAGCGGACUCUGGCUGCCAAGAACCUGUCCCAUGCCAAAGGAGGUGCUCUGAUGGCUGCGUACCUGAAGGUGCUGCCCCUCUUCAUAAUGGUGUUCCCUGGGAUGGUUAGCCGCAUCCUCUUCCCAGAUCAAGUGGCUUGUGCAGAUCCAGAGAUCUGCCGGAAGAUCUGCAGCAACCCCUCAGGCUGUUCUGACAUCGCGUAUCCCAAACUCGUGCUAGAACUCCUGCCCACAGGGCUCCGUGGGCUGAUGAUGGCUGUGAUGGUGGCGGCUCUCAUGUCCUCCCUCACCUCCAUCUUUAACAGUGCCAGCACCAUCUUCACCAUGGACCUCUGGAAUCACCUCCGGCCUCGGGCAUCUGAGAAGGAGCUCAUGAUUGUAGGCAGGGUGUUUGUCCUGCUGCUGGUCCUGGUCUCCAUCCUAUGGAUCCCUGUGAUCCAGGCCAGCCAGGGUGGUCAGCUCUUCAUCUAUAUCCAGUCCAUCAGCUCCUACCUGCAGCCGCCCGUGGCGGUGGUCUUCAUCAUGGGAUGUUUCUGGAAGAGGACCAAUGAAAAGGGUGCCUUCUGGGGCCUGAUCUCGGGCCUGCUCCUGGGCUUGGUUAGGCUGGUCCUGGACUUUAUUUACGUGGAGCCUCGGUGCGACCAGCCAGAUGAGCGCCCGGUCCUGGUGAAGAGCAUCCACUACCUCUACUUCUCCAUGAUCCUGUCCACGGUCACCCUCAUCACUGUCUCCACCGUAAGCUGGUUCACAGAGCCGCCCUCCGAGGAGAUGGUCAGCCACCUGACCUGGUUUACUCGUCAUGACCCUGUGGUCCAGAAGGAACAAGCGCCACCAGCAGCUCCCUUGUCUCUUGCCCUCUCUCAGAAUGGGAUGCCAGAGGCCAGCAGCAGCAGCAGAGUCCAGUUCGAGAUGGUCCAAGAAAACAUGUCUAAAACCCACAGCUGUGACAUGACCCCGAAGCAGUCCAAAGUGGUGAAGGCCAUCCUGUGGCUCUGCGGAGUACAGGACAAGGGCAAGGAAGAGCUCCCGGCCAGAGCAGAACCCGUCAUAGUUUCCCUGGAAGAAAACCCCUUGGUGAAGACCCUCCUGGACGUCAACCUUAUUUUCUGCGUGAGCUGCGCCAUCUUUAUCUGGGGCUACUUUGCUUAGUGUGGGGUGAACCCGGGGGUUCAAAGGCUGUUUCUCUUCAAUGCUCCAUUUUUUUAAUGAAAGAAAAAAUAAUAAAGCUUUUGUUUGUUUACCACAA